This is a messenger RNA of Apis laboriosa (Himalayan honeybee), 426 nucleotides long. RefSeq lists its product as uncharacterized. The transcript has 3 exons. The coding region runs from base 28 to 426 and encodes 132 amino acids. The record is from RefSeq and is a predicted model, not a curated record. NCBI's taxonomy places the organism in Eukaryota, Metazoa, Arthropoda, Insecta, Hymenoptera, Apidae.
AAGGUCUCCAUACUGGCAGUGACGUCGAUGCACAUCUGCGCGCGAAUAUUCGCGUGGGCAUGGGACUUUCUUGUCGGUGGUACAUCGUAUCCAAUGCAACACACCGUGGGGAUAGAGGUGCGGGUAACCAACGAGGUUCUACCCAGCGCCACAGAGGAAACUGUGAUAAAAGAUGCGGCACCUCCUUGGACAACUAUGUCCGUCCUCAACAGUCGAACAACACCAACAACCCCCACAAACAACUAUCCCCAGUAUUUAUCUCCUCACGUGUUUCAAGGCCGGAAUUCUCUUGGCUGCACCAAUGAUUACACACUGCGUAGAAGACGUCCCAUGACACUUCGAAUUGGUCCACGUUUGAGUCUUCCAAAUAAGAGCACAUCAGCUCCAACAACUACGACAGAUGGGGAUUGGCCAGCAUUAGGGUAA